This is a messenger RNA of Phytomonas sp. EM1, 876 nucleotides long. The record is from the annotation of a GenBank genome assembly. Lineage: Eukaryota; Euglenozoa; Kinetoplastea; Trypanosomatida; Trypanosomatidae.
AUGCAAUUACAGAACCCGCAGUUGUCUCAAACCAAUAAUAGAGGUGUUCAGGAAGGUCAGAUGGUAAAGAUGUUGGGCACAAUCGAGGCAUCUACAGUUACUUACAACCCCUCAACUCAGUUAUUGACCUUCUACAUCACCACUAUUGCGCCCUCGCUGACUUACGAGAUACACACUGGGGUCAAAGAAUUUGUUAAAGGAGGGGAUGUGUUUUACAUGCCGAAUAAGCCAAAAAUGGAACCCACACGCAUCUUAAUCGAGGGCCCACAUGAGAAUCGCAAGAUUGCCGUUAAGCUAGACAUCAGUAAGUUAGAGGAGAAGGAAAAGGUCUUUAACAAGCAUUACCCAAAGCAGAUGCCCUGUGUGAUUGUGCUGCGCUAUCGAACAACUGAGUUUCGGAAGAAAGAAAACGCAGACAACAAUAUUAUCUCCAAUGAGAGUAAUAACGAUGAUAAGGGCGAUACUGAAGACGUUGAAGAAGUGGUUGUGGAGCAUACUGAGCACACCGCAGUUGAUCUGGCCGAGCGGCCAAAGAGGCGUGUUAUUAGUCAAAUAGUUACAACUGGCGGUAGCGCAUAUGUAGUAGAGAACCUUUACGGUGCUGGCCACGAGAAUGCAACAGGUGUUAGUGAGGGCACAGAGCUGAUGGUAGGCUCAACCAUCGUACCACAUGAGGGGGAAGAGGAGGAGGAAGGUCUCUGCGUUAUUUGCUUAAUGAACUCAAAGGACACAGCAGUGAUGCCCUGCCGACAUAUGUGCAUGUGCAAAGACUGCGGGGAGCAGCUUCUCAAGCACAAACCAGUCUGCCCGGUGUGUCGUGCUCCUAUUUCGACCCUGCUGCAUAUGCCUUCCUUCACGAACGGCGGCUCCAAAUAG